AUCUGGACAUUCCGAGCAAUGAAUUUAAUCCAACGAGAUGAUUUACGUGCUGCUGUAAACUAUCAUGUCAAACAACAAUUCAAAAAAGAUCGUCUAUGCUAUAACAUAUACCCAGCAAUUGGGAAAGCAAUACGAGGCACAGCUGCGUUUUGGUCUACACCUAGAAAAAUGUUACGUGCAAUGUAUGCGACAAUAUCAAAGCCUAAUAUUUUCCUAAGCAUUAAUCUGCAAGACGAUAUUGAAUUUUUAACACAUAUUGAUCCUAUUCGUUUUGGCAAUGUACACAAUCCAAAAUAUGAUAUUAUUGAUAAUCUAAAUGAUGAUGAUUAUUUGCAGUUGGUUAACGAGAAUAGUGCACUUGUAGCACGAAUGUGUCAUAAAAGAAUGUUAGCAUUUGAAAAGUUUAUUACUGAUAAAAAGCAUCCAUUCUUCAUUGAUUAUAUCGUAACAAAUUAUUUCUUUAAAAUAGAAUUUCAGCGCGGUGGUCUUCCACAUCUCCAUACUCUUCUCUGGCUGGAUAAUUUUCCAGAUGUUGACACAACUGAAGGUCGAGAAGCUAUUAUUGAGUUUAUUGAUAAAUUUCUCAGCACAUCACUCCCAGAUAAAGCAACAGAUCCCCAAGGUUAUCGACUUUACGAAUUCAUGAAUCACAUUGUUCUAUGUAUUGCAGGUAAAGUAAAAAUUCGAAUUCGUCGCGGACGUAAAUUUAAAGAUGAACGACUCUCGACAUCUAUCAAAGGAAAUCACGCGAAAGAUAUCAAUAAAAAUUAUUUACAUGAAAAUGAAAUUUACGAAA
This is a messenger RNA of Adineta ricciae, 796 nucleotides long. The record is from the annotation of a GenBank genome assembly. Lineage: Eukaryota; Metazoa; Rotifera; Eurotatoria; Adinetida; Adinetidae.